Molecule: messenger RNA, 1539 nt
Organism: Dujonia railenensis
Lineage: Eukaryota; Fungi; Ascomycota; Pichiomycetes; Serinales; Debaryomycetaceae
Source: the annotation of a GenBank genome assembly
AUGUCGAAGAAUCAAAGUCAAGAUCUUGAGGCGGCAAAUACUACUAACUCCAAUCGGGUGUCUUUUCAUGGUGAAGAAGAUGAACAGAUUACCUCUAUCAUAAGUAGAAUUCAAGAAGAACGCGAUGGUAUAAGCGAUGAAGAAGAUGCGGAAGAGUUUAUUAGAAAGUAUGGGGAAAUUGAUUUCAAAUUUAUUAAGAGGCCUAAAGAAGCUGUAUGGUUUAUUAAACCUCAGGCGUUGAACUACUUCAAAGAUGGGAUUCUUUAUCGUACCAGGGGCGAAAGGACAUCAACGAAGACCGAAUUAGUCCUUGAUUUGAUGUACGUUGGUAUCAUCGCAAAUUUAGCAGGAGAUGCUUCUGAGAACGCAGGGGGUGCUGCUCUAUUGAAGUACAUUCUAUUGUUUAUCCCGGCUUGGACAGUUUGGGCCGAUAUAAAAGAUGCUACGAACUUUUACUAUAAUGGAGAUUUAUCUCAGAAAUUGUACAUUAUUUGGAUCUUAUCUCUUUUAACUUUGUUUGCUAACAGCCAUGGUGAAGUGUUAGAACUGAGGGAAGGGGCUGCCUAUACAAUAGUACCGUACAUUUUGUGUAGAAUGUCGUUAGCUAUUGGCUUACUAUUUUAUUCAUUCUACACCCCAGAGCACAGACCACAGCAAAGAUUGUAUGCUUGUUUUAUUACAUUCACCUGUUGCCUUUGGAUUGCUGUCAUUUUCAUCUCUACUAAAGCCAAAAUUGGUUUGUCUAUUGCCAUCAUGGUUUUGGAGCACACGCUAUGCAUAGCUGUCUUCCACCCAUACACAAAGAAACUCUUGAAAUUGAGAAUGUCUACAGCUUUGAAUAUUGAACAUGAAGUGGAAAGAUUUGCAACAUUUGUCACCAUUGCAAUUGGUGAAUUUUUGUACAAGGCUGUUGCGAGUAGUGGGUUGGGUGCUGGAUUUAGUGAUAAAUUUGCAAGGGGAAUAUUCUUAAUUAUUAUUGCGUAUACGUUGUUUUGGAUUCACGGCAAUGGAUCUACUUGUAAAAGUGCAACGCAUGCAUUUAGAAGGAAUGCAAAUAUUGGAGCUUUGUGGGUUUAUAUACAUUUACCAUUAAUAGCAUCUUUAGUUUUGGCAGCAGAUGCAGGUGGUGAUAUCACACUACUGGAUAAUACUAGAUUAGCUAGACCUACUUCACAUUCGGAAAAUAUUGAAUCUGGAGGGUUUGAACAUGCAAGAAGAGCAGAUAGCGACCUGACUGAGGAAGAGCCUAACAUGUAUGCAUUAUCAUUUUUCUUCACUGGAAGUCUCUGCGUUGCAUUGUUUUCUCUUACAGUGCUUGGAUUGCUUGAUAAAUCGAGAGAUCCUAAGGACAUGUUUCUUAUUCCAAGGUUUUGGAGAGUUUUCAUGCGUCUUCCGACUGGAAUAAUCAUAGUUUGCUUGAGCAUUGCAGAACUCAAUUCUACUGUACUCAUGGGUAUUAUCACGGCCUUGUUGAUUCUUUUGCUAGUUUUCGAAAGUUUUACAUCUACACCAAAGAAUUGCUUAAAUUCACCGAAGUGA